Messenger RNA from Heterocephalus glaber (naked mole-rat), 6924 nucleotides. It is a transcript of the gene Creb3l2, whose product is annotated as cAMP responsive element binding protein 3 like 2. NCBI's taxonomy places the organism in Eukaryota, Metazoa, Chordata, Mammalia, Rodentia, Bathyergidae. The record is from RefSeq and is a predicted model, not a curated record. Gene Ontology annotation, molecular function: cAMP response element binding; DNA-binding transcription factor activity, RNA polymerase II-specific. Gene Ontology annotation, biological process: regulation of transcription by RNA polymerase II.
GGGGUCGUAUCUGGGAGUCGCAAAGUUUCUGUCUGGAGCGGUAGUGGAAAGCGAGCUUCUGGCGAAGGGAUUUUCUUGGGGUGUGAGCUUAUUUCUCGCCUCUGGUUUGGAUGAACAUCCCUGCUUAACCCCUGCACCCUCCGAUCCGAGCCCUGGACUGUUUGUGUCUCCGGGAUCCCUAGAUCUCCGAGGACCCCAGCCAGGGGAGCGGACGUGUCCCUGCCCAGUACACAAGCCCCACGCUCACGCACACGCACGCACACGCGCGAGGAGAUCUCGCCGAUCCCCUCAGACCUCUGCAUCCUCGGCCCGGCCGGCUCCGAGCUCCAUGGAGGUGCUGGAGAGCGGCGAGCCCGGCGUCCUGCAGUGGGACCGCAAGCUGAGUGAGCUGUCAGAGCCGGGCGACGGCGAGGCCCUGCUGUACCACACGCACUUCUCAGAACUUCUGGAUGAAUUUUCCCAGAAUGUCCUGGGCCAGCUCCUGAAUGACCCUUUCCUCUCAGAGAAGAGUGUGUCCAUGGAUGUGGAGCCAUCCCCAACAUCCCCGGCACCUCUUAUCCAGGCUGAGCAUAGCUACUCCCUCUGUGAGGAGCCCCCGGCUCAGUCCCCAUUCACCCACGUGGCCACCAGCGACAGCUUCAAUGACGAGGAGGCAGAAAGUGAGAAAUGGUACUUGUCUACUGACUUUCCUCCAACAACCAUCAAGACAGAGCCGAUUACAGAGGAGCCACCCCCGGGACUUGUUCCCUCUGUCACCCUGACCAUCACUACAGUUUCUACCCCUUUUGAGAAGGAGGAGCCCCCUCUGGAAGCAAAUACUGGGGUCGACUCCUCAUGCCAGACGAUUAUUCCGAAGAUUAAGCUGGAGCCUCACGAAGUGGAUCAGUUCCUGAACUUCUCUUCUAAAGAAGCCUCCGGAGACCACCUGCACUUACCGCCCACCCCUCCCAGCAGCCACAGCAGUGACUCCGAGGGCAGCCUGAGCCCCAACCCGCGCCUGCACCCCUUUGGCCUGCCUCAGGCCCACAGUCCUGCCAGAGCUGUGCCCCGGGGCCCCUCUGCCCUGUCCAGCUCUCCUCUCCUUACAGCUCCACAUAAACUACAGGGAUCAGGCCCGCUGGUCCUGACAGAGGAGGAGAAGAGGACCUUGAUUGCUGAGGGCUAUCCCAUCCCCACCAAGUUGCCCCUAACAAAAUCAGAGGAGAAGGCCCUGAAGAAAAUCCGGAGGAAAAUCAAGAACAAGAUUUCUGCACAGGAAAGUAGGAGAAAGAAGAAAGAGUACAUGGACAGCUUGGAGAAAAAAGUGGAGUCUUGUUCAACUGAGAAUUUGGAGCUUCGGAAGAAGGUGGAGGUGCUGGAGAACACCAAUAGGACUCUCCUUCAGCAACUCCAGAAACUUCAGACUUUGGUGAUGGGCAAGGUUUCUCGGACCUGCAAGUUGGCCGGCACGCAGACUGGCACCUGCCUCAUGGUUGUUGUGCUGUGCUUCGCAGUUGCAUUUGGCAGCUUAUUUCAGGGCUCUGGGCCCUAUCCUUCUGCCACCAAGAUGGCUCUGCCCAGCCAGAGUUCCUUGCCGGAGCCAUACACAGCCUCCAUCGUGAGAUCCAGGAACCUGCUGAUCUAUGAGGAACAUUCUCCCCUGGAGGAACCAUCCAGCCCAGCCUCCACCGGGGAGCUUGGGGGCUGGGAGCGAGGCCCCUCCUUGCUCCGAGCAUCAGGGCUGGAGUCCUUGUCUGAUGUGGAUCUUCCCCAUUUCAUUAUCUCCAAUGAGACCAGCCUGGAGAAGUCAGUGCUGCUGGAGCUGCAGCAGCACCUGGUCAGCACCAAACUGGAGGGGAACGAAACACUCAAAGUUGUAGAGCUCGACAGAAGAGUGAACACCACCUUCUAGGAGGCGUCUCCAGCCCUCUCCUCUUACCUCUACUUUGUAUCCCCCCGACCACCUCCAUCAUCAGCUUUGCCUCUUUGCCACUGAAUCCGGACGAAGACCUGAACAAGCACUCGUGGCCGAGCAGGAGGCACUGGUGGUUUCCACCUGCGUGUGCCUGCCACUCUCCCCCUCUUUCUGUCAUAGGAAGUUCUUUCAGGAGUAGACUGGGGUGGGACAAGGAAGCUUGGUUUCACCUGUAGUGCCAAAAAGAUACUGCCUGACUCUACCCUGCAAGGUGUGACCCUCCUUGAAAAGAGGUGAUUCUUAUUCGACUGAGACCUGGACUCUAGCCACAAAAUGCCACGGUGCCUGUUGGGAUUUGGCAAAGCACUGACUCUUGUCUACCCGCUCUGGCUGGGUCUCCCAUGUGAACGCCCCAUAGCCUUGGGAGCGCCCAGGCACCAUAGCAGCCCCCUCCCUCUGCUCUGCCCUCUGGAGCCUGGGCUGGCCUAUCUCCACCCUGGCGUGGGUGAAUGAGGGCUCCCCUUUGUAUUCUCAGGCCGCAAGUGCAAUGCCUAAAAGCAUCAGGCUGUUCUCCUCCAGGCGAACCUGCCCAUCUUCGUGCUUGUAGGACUUCUCCCCACCAUCGGCCCGCAGACAAAUAGUCCUCCCUUCCUGCCUCUCCUCCCGUUUGUAAAUAGUAUUUAUUAGCUUGCUGAGGCUUCCCACUGGUGACCACACCAGGACAGUCCAUGCCUCCCUCCACACUAGCGAAAUCUUCUGUCACCUUUGGAACUAAGAAACCCCUGUAGGCACUGGAAUUCCCAAUAUUUCCAGAUAAUUUUUUUGUUUCCUUCCUUGCUUGAUUUUUUUUAAUUGGAGGGCUAUGUGAUAAUUAUGAUUGAGAAUCCGCUUUAGCAGUUGUCCCUUGUGUGGACGCAGAGGGAAUGACGGGCCCGUGCAGUGCUCAGGCCCGUGGCUCUGGCCGAUGCUUUUUCUCUCUGGUUCCCAUAACAGAGAAGGGAAGCCUGUCCCCAACAACAGGCAUUUCUUCUCACUUGUCCUGCACACCUGUCCGGCUCCGACACUCCCCUGCUGUCUACUUCCAUUCUGCCUCCCUCUGCUAGAGGGUUGGAACAGGGCAAUUCGUACAUCCGUGUUCUUACCUUUUAUGGUCAGGUUAGGCUACUCUGCAGCUCACCCAAAGUGAUAUAACCUAACCCCCACUCUACUUUUAUUUUUUUUUUAAUGAUGAAAAAAGUCACCUUUGUAGUUUAAAACCUUUUUCCUCUUUCAUACAAAUAAGAUAUGGAAAUUGCCUUUUUAUUGCAAAAGGUAGAAGAUUCUUUGUGUUUUAUUUUUCUUAGUUUAUAAAAGAUUUUGUGCAAGAAAUGUGCUUACAUUUGAUAUUUUAUUUUUUAGUAGCAGCUGAAGGGGCUUUAGCUCCCCCCCACCCCAUCUCAUCAUCGUCAUCUGCAUCAUCAUGGGAGCCUGUACUUAAGAGGGAUUAUGCUGUCCAUCCCCUAUCAGAUACAGGAUUUGGUGGCAUUAACCUUUGCUGUCGUACCCUGUAAGCGGCUCCCUGCUUUGUCUGUGGUGGGAAAUGGCUUUGUCCAUCUUGUAGCUUAUGAGAGCUGUAUCAGGACCGCAGUGGUCUUGCAGCCUGUACCUGUCCCUCCCAGAGGCCAGGGCAGGCUCGGACAUCGGGGCUGUGGGAGGAGGCGGGUGGCUGGGGACCUCUGCGUCCACUUCUUUCUGCUCCACUGUCUCAGGCUUUUGAUCCUGCUGGCCCUGGCCGUUGCCUGGUAACCAUGGGCCACAGCUGACCCAACCCCUUUCUUCAAAGUUUGGUUGCUUGUCGCUGAGGAAGACUGUGCAUCCCCAAGAAGACAAAAAUCCAGAAUUAUCUCACAUAAUGUUUAGGUGAGAAGAAAACAAGGCUUUCAUGUUUAAGGCCAGAAGUGAGAUCAUAGACAGCCUAUCUAUCUGUUUCGCCUGGAGAUAUCGUGGGGGAAAACCCACUUUUCUGAAUGAGGAGGGAGACGAACAAGGAAGCAUCUCAUCCUGGUCCUUAGUGCAUUGAGGAUUUUAUUUUGUUCCUAUUACCCUUGCUUCACACAGCUCUCUCCAGAUGUCCAGAUAGUAGGGCUUGUUUUCCUGGGAAACUGCUCUUCCAGAACAUAAUGUAUAACUGGAGACGGGACAUUAGCCAGAGGGCUGAAGACCCCUGUCCUCCAUUCCUGGCUUGGAGGAAUAAAGGGAACUAAACGGUGGUCCCUUCAGGACAAACUGGGGUCAACAGGGCACAGAGAGUUGGAUAACACCAGAUUGGUCCCAGAUAAUUAGUAGUUGUGUGCACAGUUUCUGUGCAAAGGUUAAGUCCAGCAUAUCCAUGGAUUUGUUUUCCCCUUGGGGUGAGCAGUCUGAAGGACCAGUCAGUAAUUCAUGGUUAGCACUGAAGUUUUCAAACUGUAGCAGAUAUUGGUGCCUGAACUUAAAGUUUUGAAAAAUACAAGACUAUUAAAGGAACCAGAUGCCAUAAAAAAGAAAUCUGCUCAUUCUACUUUCCAUUAUGUAAACAGGGCAUCCCUCUUCCCUUUCUUUGGUUACCCUAGUAAAGGAGAGGGCUCACAAAGAUUCAGAGAACAAGUAAUUUUUCACUGGCUGAGACCUGAGGAAGCUCCUGGCCCCCAGAAUGGUUCCUUUCACAGCUCCCAAAUUUGCACUUGGAGACAGAUACUGGAAAAAAAUGUUCUAUAAAAAUCUGACAGCUGAACUAAGUUGCUCCUUUUUGGCAGGAGAUGGGGAGUGAACUUGACAUUGGGGUAGGCAAAAUUAGAUAACCUUUUCAUGAAUACAAAUGAUUUUGAUUUAGAGACCUUAUUUGGGAAAGCAGUGUUCAGUUCAACUUAUUUACAAACCAGCUAUACACACCAGAUCCCUUUUCCUUAUUAAUCUCUCCAUGAGGCUUGGAUGCCAUGAGGUGGCUGUGAAUCUUACAUACCUGUAGAAUAGGAGUCUUGAACUGAUUCUUCUUUAUUCUGAUACUGAGACGGUGCCCAGGAUUUUUGUCACAGGUUUGUAUUUAAAAUGCUUUCUCCUCGUUUCAUGGGCCCUCCCUCCUAUGUCCUCAGACCAGGCAGAAACAUAGGCAGAAUCAGAGGCCACCCUGGGCCAGUACCCCCUGAAAACAUGUGGCAUCUGAGGUGUGAAUGUGAAUGCGGUCCAGAAACAGACACAUCCCAUCGCACUGCCAGGGGAGAAGUACACUGUCCCUGCUGGCCACGUUGCCCUGAGGGCAUGGAGGUGGCAGGGAAAGCACUUAGCCACUGCCUUGUGUGCCACCGGUCACCUGUUUGUUUCUGUUGAGUCCAGUCUGGGAGGAACCUGGACUAGAGACUCAGACCUCUGCCUGCAGCCUGGCAGAACUGCAGAGCCCUUAGCAAGCAGUGCCCUGGUGAGGCCCACUGUAUUUGACCACUUUCUGCUGAGACAGUGGGCAGAUGUGAUAGGAUGAGUCCUCUCCAAAGGCAGGAGUGAGAGAGGGAAGGCAGUGAAGUGGGGCUGGAAGGAGCCUGAGGAAGAUGUCAGAUCAUUCAUUCGUUUAGUUACUCUGGUAUGUUUCAGAUUUACUAAGGAAGAGUGUUCCCCUUCCCCUAAGCCCUAGGAAUACUGAAGAAUCGAAGGGACCGAGAAUACUUCAUUUAAUCAAAAACAAUUCCAAAGAUCUAUGUGCUACUUCUGUGUCUCUUCCUCUGUUUCUCUGUCUCUCUGACACACAUAGGCAUUCCCUCUUAUCUUACAUACUUUGUGCCUCAAGUGUGCCUUAUAGAAGAAUCCAGGAUGACUGAGGAGCCUCUUGUCCCUGGGAGAUGUUCUGUAUAGCCUUAGAGUGUUAGUUGAAGUGAAUGUAGGGGAAAGAACUUUUUGGUUUCCUAAAAGUGAGCCACUAUGAGCUUUGCACAACAGGAGAAAAGAAAUUGCAUUAUAUCCAUUAGGAAAGUCCCAUUUUGUAGAGGUGCAAUCACAUAAACAUUGGACAGCCAGGAUUAAAGGUAUUGUAAAUCCCCACAGAAGAGUAUUUUCACAGUGCAAAGGAACCUGGCCUGGAAGAUUAGUGCUUCGGGCCUCUGGGGCCAAAGGGGGAGCGCUUACCGCAGGGGACAGAAACUUGGUGUCUUCUUAUUAUAGGCAACAUAAAAUUCUAGAGUGCUUUGUUUUGUCUUGGUGUCUAGAAGGAAGGGACUCAUUGUGCUCAAUGAGUUGGAAGUCAUUUAAUGGUAUAGACACAGAGAGCAAGCGUGGCCAGUUACCAUGAGGAGGAUGAAUUACUAAGUGACUCAAGAUUGCAAAAGUUUGUGACACGGACUGGGCAGACCCCUUUCUGAGGACAUCUGUUAACUUUCCCAGCUCUUUCAGCAGGAAGCACAGCUCCUACCCACUGUGCUGGCCCCGCUGUGAAGCCUCAGUUCCUGCCUCUGCCGGAGUGUUCCCCGUCUCCUAUCUUUUUCAUCCCGUCUUCUGUGAGCUUCAGCUCGCAGGCUUUCCCCUGGGAAAAGGGACCCCAGGGUUUUCAGCUCUAUUUCUCUGCCCUCAUCCUUUGCUCACCAACUGGGUGAAAACAUGAACUCUGUGCACCCAUGGCCUUCACUGCUUAGAAAAUCUCCCUCUCAGAUAAAAGCGCCAUGUGAGUCUAUGGAAAACACAAGCACUCUCUGACACACUGUGAGUGAUCCUUUAUACACGGUGUGAACAGACCCUGGACUGUAAUCAUCAAUGGGCUUUAAUGUUUGUACUUACAGCCUGGUUUUCCUCUCUUGUAACAGGUUAUAUGGAUCAGCAGUGCUUAAAUCUAAGUACAUUGUGAGUCUAUCAUCUGUUCUAUUGUGCUGUUUUUUUUAUGGCCUUUUGGUCUUUUAUCCUAGCUAGAUAAGUAACCCCCCCCCCAAAUGCUUUGUAGAACACUUGUACUUAGUUUGAAAACAAUAAAUCAAAAUUGUAAUGCAUUUGUAUUUCCAUUUCCUGCAAAUAAAUAUUUUUCUUAAAUAGUAAAA